Molecule: messenger RNA, 744 nt
Organism: Cordyceps fumosorosea ARSEF 2679
Lineage: Eukaryota; Fungi; Ascomycota; Sordariomycetes; Hypocreales; Cordycipitaceae
Product: Protein kinase-like domain protein
Exons: 3
Coding region: 1-744 (247 amino acids)
Biological process (GO): protein phosphorylation
Molecular function (GO): ATP binding; protein kinase activity
Source: RefSeq, a predicted model, not a curated record
AUGUCCAAGUACAUGACAAAGCACUGCCGGAGCCCCAUUGUCUCAACGCUACGCGACAGCUGCAUCAUUCCGCACCACCUGGGCGAGACACCCGGUGCUCACCCCAAAACCAAAAACUUUGAGCAAUUAUUCUUCCAGGCCCUCGUGUACCCUGCGACAGGUACUUGCAUGAGGCACUGCGCCGACGAGAUGGAGAACUACAGCGGCAACCCCGACAUACCCUUCACGCUGUCGCGCUGGCAGACCUAUGGCUCACAGGUUGUCGAGGGUUUAUGUGCCCUUCACCGUAUCGGCGUGGUGCACGGCGAUGUUCAUCUCGGAAAUGUCACCGUCGCACCGCCCAGCGACAACCACCUGACGUGCCUCCUCGCCCGGCUCCCGCUUGAGCGCGAGAUCCGCACCAUCACCAAACACCUUCCGCCCCCGUGGAUGCCGCGCCGCUCCACUGAGCCCGAAGACAUUGGUUUUACGCCUAGCAGCCUGCGACUCAUCGACUUUGGCUUCUCUUUUCUCCCCAAGCCCAACACCUUCUACAAGGCUGACAAGUUUCCAAAGGGCACGCCGCCGCCGCCAGAGCUUCUCGCCGGGCAGAGAAUGGCGGACCAGCCGUUCAAGAUGGACAGCUGGUUCCUCUACCAUGUGAUGUACGCUAUCCUAACGGAUGGGCCGCACUUUGUCCCGAGGGGCGGCAAUGACGAAGGUCUACUGAACGAGUAUAGCCUGGCCAUUGAGGCGCUGUGCUAA